UAUCUCUUUUCUUUGUUUGAUUUUCAUCUAUAUCUGCUCUUAAUUUGGUUUUUAGGGUUUUUUGUUUCUCUUCGUUUAAUUUCUCUUUGCUGUUGUCGUCCGUCUUCUUCAGCAAUUGCACUUUCAUUUCUGCUGUUGUGGUCACGAAUUCGAUAGAAAUUGUAUAGUCUUUCGAGGUUUAUAACUUGACAGACCAAACUGCUUAGAUUCUUUCUUCUUUCUUACGUUGGCAACAUCUGAUAUAUAGCAUCUCGCUUUCCGUUGAAAAGCUUCCCCUGUAAUCGUUUGCGAUUUGAUAUUUGUGAUGAUGAUCUUGAUUGUUUCGAAAAGGUGUUUAUUGGUGGAUUUGUGUUGGUACUUGUUUUUUCAGUAGUAUUUGUCCUUGUGAGCUAUGAGUAGAGAUUCCAAAGGAAGAGCAUGGUAUGAUAAAUUCUACCGUAAAUUGGAAACGAUUCUUGUGGAGGUGGACAGUUUUGCUUCUCAGGGUAAGGUUUCUUUUGAUUAUUCAGGGCUGGAUUCUGUAAAGGAUGAUCCAGAGAAGCUUACAGAGGAACAAAUGGAGGGGGAUAGUUUCAAGGAGAAGUUAUCAGACUCUGUGUUGAUUGAUGAGAAGCUUGAAGAUCAUUGUGAUCAGACAGCCAGCACGUCCCUUUGCCACAAAGAUCCGAUAUCUCAAUCUACUCACCGCUCUCCGGAAAGCUUUAUGACUGUAUUAACAUGUAAUGAUGAUACUUUUGUAUCUCCCUCUGGGAUUUAUACGGGUGUUUCACAUCUAAUCCCACCCACUACAGAGAUUCAAGCUGCACAUGUUGAAGAUAGAGUGGUUAAUACUAGAUCCUUUAGCAGCAACUCUAUGAAAGACUUCGAUGUUUGUCCAUUAGAUACCAUUGAUUUGUAUGACAUGACAUCUCGAGAAGACCCCUCAGAUUUUGACGACAAUUUGCUAUAUGCAACACGUGACAGGACUAAGCAACUCAGAUCAUUCAAGAAAAAGAUAAUGGAUGCAUUAACUUUCAAAAAAAGAAGAGGGAAGGAAUAUGAGCAGCUUGCAAUAUGGUUCGGCGACGCAGACAUGGGUUGUGAUCUUGUUAACACUAAAGAACAUGCUACAACAUCUCCAGACCUCAAAAGCUCACAGUCAAACGUGCCAUUUGUAUCCGAAGAUUCUGAGUGGGAGAUGUUGUAAGAUAAAAGAAAAGAGUUAUAUUUUGGUGAGGCUCAUGUCCUGCUUUUGAAUAUACCAAGAUUUAUUUUGUAACUAAUAUGGCAAAAAAGAAGCAAAUUCUUCUU
This is a messenger RNA of Capsella rubella, 1290 nucleotides long. RefSeq lists its product as uncharacterized. The transcript is spliced from 4 exons. The record is from RefSeq and is a predicted model, not a curated record. The coding region runs from base 392 to 1186 and encodes 264 amino acids. NCBI's taxonomy places the organism in Eukaryota, Viridiplantae, Streptophyta, Magnoliopsida, Brassicales, Brassicaceae.